AUGGAAUAGAAACCAAAAUUGGCUUUUGGAGAAAUCAACUUCAAAAAUUUGGAAUAAUUCAAAGUCAUCACCUAGAAGACCUUGCCUGUAAGUUAUAGCGAAACCUUUUAUUUAAAAAUUCUCACUUAUUCAGACUUUUCCACUCUUGGUAUUGAAAUUUAAGUAAAGCGCAGGUUAUUAUAAUGACAUUGCAGUUGGAGCUAUAACAGCAAGGAUCGAGGAAAAGGAUGGAAAGAAGACUGCCUAUAUAAUGACUUUCGGUGUUUUGGAUGCAUACCGUCGUUUGGGAUUUGGCACAUAGCUAUUGAAUGAAUUAAUCAGCAGAGUGAAAACUCAUGAGGAAAUCAGAACCAUAUAUUUGCAUAUGUGGGUUAGCAACGAAAUAGGAUUUCAAUUUUAUUCCAGACAUGGUUUCGAGAAGACUGUGUACAAAAGAAAUUACUAUACAGAUAUUGAUCCCCCCCAUUGUUAUAUUUUAACAAAGCGUCUCUAUCCGGAUGUUGAUCCUCCCAUUCCUUAUACGGAAGAAGACACCGAAAAAGAAUUGGAAAUUGCACAAUAAUGAAGUAUAUAAUAG
Paramecium octaurelia is the source of this 577-nucleotide messenger RNA. NCBI's taxonomy places the organism in Eukaryota, Ciliophora, Oligohymenophorea, Peniculida, Parameciidae. The record is from the annotation of a GenBank genome assembly.